AUGAUCGACUCCUUCGGAAUGCUCAUCCUUCCGGUAGUUAGUGCCACCACAAUCUCCACCACAGCUUUAGCCGAGGUACCUUCGACGAGGUACCACCUGUUGGUGGAUUUGCCAACUUUGUUACCUCUGCUUCUUUUACUAAGAGUUACUAAAAGGGUAAAUAGGAGAGUACUGGGACAUGAAGACAAACCCGUGGACAUGUUGCGAAAUGUCUUGGGAUUGCGAGUUACGUCCGGUUUAAGAGCUGCUACCUUGACCGUCAAAGCGACUCAUGAAUUAUUUAUAUCGAUUCUAUUAGUGCCCCAGGCGUCCGCUCCGAUAAUAAUCGAUAUCUCAGCCAGGAUCGAGCCUGCUCCGCGUCGAUGUAACUUUAAAAUAGAGCUACGCCUCUUUAGUUCCAUGGACCGGCUGCCUCCAGCAGUUCGCAGUGUCAUUAUAACUUAUUAA
This is a messenger RNA of Nezara viridula (southern green stink bug), 447 nucleotides long. The record is from the annotation of a GenBank genome assembly. Lineage: Eukaryota; Metazoa; Arthropoda; Insecta; Hemiptera; Pentatomidae.